Molecule: messenger RNA, 1546 nt
Organism: Antechinus flavipes (yellow-footed antechinus)
Lineage: Eukaryota; Metazoa; Chordata; Mammalia; Dasyuromorphia; Dasyuridae
Product: vacuole membrane protein 1-like
Exons: 1
Coding region: 5-1237 (410 amino acids)
Source: RefSeq, a predicted model, not a curated record
AAAAAUGCCUAAAAUGGGGAAUAAACCCAAAUGGCGUAGGGGGGAAACCAGAAGGAUCCAGCCGGCACUGCUCAAAGCAGUCUUCCUGGCAUCUAAUCCUCAGUUAUUGGAAAGGAAGAGGAUAGAUUGGGAGGCUAGGCAGAAAAUUGUCCUAUGGAAGAAGCCGCUUGUUACCUUACACUACUUUUUACUGGAAACCCUGAUCAACCUGAAGGGGUGGAUUGUCAACCUAUGGCGGUGGCGAAGAUUCCUGGUUGUACCUAUGCUUUUACUGGUCAUAUUUGCGGCUACCUAUUACAUUGAGGGAGCUCACCAAAAGUAUGUACACUAUCUGGAGAAAAAGACACUGUGGUGCUGUUACUGGAUUGGCCUCGGGAUUCUUUCCUCUGUUGGUCUUGGAACAGGUCUUCAUACUUUUAUGCUCUAUCUAGGCCCUCACAUUGCUGCUGUUACCCUGGCUGCCUAUGAAUGUAACACUCUUAAUUUCCCAGAGCCACCUUAUCCUGAGAGGAUUGUUUGUCCAGACGAAGGUAUUGAAGGAACUGUGUCAUUAUGGGCCAUCCUUUCCAAGGUCAGACUUGAAGCCUUUAUGUGGGGUGUUGGCACAGCCAUUGGAGAACUUCCUCCUUACUUCAUGGCAAGGGCAGCCCGAAUGUCAGGUCCUGAUGCUGAUGAUGAAGAGUUUGAAGAGUUUGAAGAGAUGUUGGAAGAAUGUGAUUCUCCUCGAGGUACUGCUUCCUGGGCUAAGCAAAGUAUACAGAAUUUGGUGAAGAAGGUUGGAUUUUUCGGAAUAUUAGCCUGUGCUUCAAUUCCAAACCCCUUAUUUGAUCUGGCAGGGAUAGCAUGUGGACAUUUCCUGGUUCCUUUUUGGACCUUCUUUGGUGCCACCCUCAUUGGAAAAGCCAUAGUGAAGAUGCACAUCCAGGAACUCUUUGUUGUUAUGACCUUCAGCAAACACAUCGUGGAACAAACAGUUACUCUCAUUGGUUCUGUCCCCAAUGUAGGCCCCUCUCUGCAGAAACUGUUCCAAGAUUACUUAGAUGCAGAGAAGGUGAAGCUUCACAGCAAAACUGAGAUAAAGAAUGUGCCAGGGAAAGAAAACUGGUUAUACUGGUUUUUUGAGAAGUUGGUGGUUGUGAUGGUGUUCUACUUCAUACUGUCCAUCAUUAAUUCCAUGGCACAAAGCUACGCUAAACGAAUGCAGCAGCAAAUAAACUCACAGGACAAAAUGAAUUAAGGCAAAGUUCAACAUGUGCAUUCACAGAAACAAGAAUUAUUGGAAUCAACUUGAGUUAGACUGUUCUAAAAGGAAAAGAAGAAAAUCCUUUUUUCCACACUAAUGAAUUUUUUACCUGUGGAGGAUUAAGAACAACAUUGAAUUUGAAAGCAAUUAUUCCAUACUUUUCAUUGAGAGAACUGUUUGUAAAAGGCAGGUAUACACACUCCAUUUCAUUCUGAGUUGGAUUUUCUUCUAGUUGGUAUAUGGAUUUAAAGUUACUUCCUAAGUGAAUGCACAAUGGGCAAAUUAACUCAGCCACCUCUGUCC